UACGGAUAAUGCUGUGCUCGUGCAGUACGAUACGAGUGCCAUCGUGCCGUACUUGUACUGGCAAUUGGGUACUCGUACGGUAAUUUGGGUUAGUCGGUUGGUGGCGAGCCAAGUUCACGGUUGGCUGAUUUGUUUGUUCCCUUUGUCUUUUCCUGCAGCGCGGGUGGCAGAGUCAGAAGGAUCGGAUCCAUUCUCACACCAAGCUUUCCUUUCCUUUCCUUUCCUUCUCCUGAUCGCUUUUGCUUUUCUUUCAUGGGUUUGGGGAAGAGGUCAUUGCUUUUUUUUUUUUUUUUUGCCUUUACUUGUGCGUUUGAUGAUUGGUCGUGCAUCUUAUUAUCUUUGCCCCAGUUGGUCUGAAUCCUUUCCCCUACCCAGUCCAAGGGUAGAGUGACUCCAGUCCCUUUCCUCCCGUCCUCUCCUUUCUUUCUUUCCUUCUUCCCUUCUCCUCUCCCCUUCCGCUUCAACUUCCAUCUCCUCUAUCCUCCGUGCCUGUGAAGGGAGGAAGACGAAGCAUCAUAUCUUUGUGACCCAUUCUCCUUCAGGGCACAACCAAUCUUUAACGUUCCUUUAUCCAACCAAUCGAAUGCUCGAGGCAACUGUUUGAUCACCGUUCGCCUUUCCCUCUCUUUUUUCUCGAGCAGUACUUUUGAACCUCGACAAAACCUUGUCAAUCACGGUCGUCAUAAUAUUGGUCAUUUCACUCACUCGGAUCUUUACUAUUGUCAAUCUGCCGUUCUCAAUAUUAAUUAAUCCCCCACUACUGGCACGUGUUGAAGAUCGCCUUCCUCGAAUAAAAUACCACUUCUGCCGAAAAGGGCGUUCCGGCAGCGCCCCAACCGGUUCCCCUGAAGCAAUCAAAAGGAUUGUUUGUGCUGCCGAUACCUCCCGGAAGCGGGAUCACAUAUCGCAACUGGUAGAUAAAUCAGCAACUCGAUGCCAAAGUCCCCCAUUUCCUCCCCGAGGAACUCAGGGUUCAUCCCCCUUGAAUCAAUGAAUCAAUCCAAACAGCAGCAAGGAGGCCUGUCGGCCUCCAAUGCUCAGAAUGCCAAAGACGACCACAUAGUCAACAUUCCUCUGACGCCCGUCACGACCAACAUGAGCACUGGUGCUAGGAAAGAGGGCCAAUCCAUGACUCGCCCUGACCUCAACCGCAAUGCGACCGACGCAACUGAAGAUGCUGGCAUUUUUCACAGACACAUUGGCCGCCGCCGAGCAAGGAAGAUGGAGACUGGUGGGGAUGCGACCCUUGUGGAGGACGAGGGUGCGUUGACCGUUAUGGGGCGGCUUUAUGAGAAGAUUUUGAACUUUUCAGUCUUGACCCGUUAUCUGCUAUACAUAAUUCCGCUUUCGUUGUGCUUUAUUAUGGUUAUCCUGAUUGGUAUGUACGUUGCUAAGGAUGCGGCUAUCGGUGCUUCGGAGCGGACGAAGGGGGUUAGGAUCGUUUGGCUUUUUGUUUGGGUAGGACAUCCGUCCCUUUGAUGGCUGAGGUAAGCUUGACUAAUGAACGAAUAGCUCGAGAUUGUCUGGUGCUCACUUUGGGUUUCUAAAUUAUUUGCAAAAGUUCUACCCAUUGUCUUCCAGACACUUGUUGGUGUGGUCAGUAGUGGGGUAAAGAAGUAUGCACUGGUUAUCAAAGCUCUCGAGGUUCCCAUUUCGCUUGUCGGUUGGGCCAUUGCCUCACUCUGCUCUUUCCUUCCGGUGAGUAGACCCAAGCGUAGGUGUGUAAGGACGGGCGCUAACCAAGUGAUAGUUGAUGACGAGAAACCCCGACCAACUCAGGGCCCGUGAUACAGACGUUAAAGAAUGGCAACGCCGCAUGAACCUUGUUCUUAUCUCUUGCCUAGUCUCAUCCCUGGUUUAUCUCGGCGCAAAGCUUGUUAUCCAAAUUGUCUCCGUCGAUUACCAUCGCAAGCAGUUCGCCCAACGCAUCAAGACCAACAAGGAAAACGUCAGAUUCCUCAGCCAACUCUAUGAAGCUUCCAGAGAUCUCUUCCCGUCCUAUACCGAAUUCGCCGAGGAGGAUUACAUCAUUCAUCAGUCCCUUGCUACCAACCUUAUUAUCCCCAAACAGAGCGGUAGUGCAACACCCAUGCGUGCAAUCCUGGGCAACAUUAAUGUUGUGCAGGAUAAGGUUACCAGCGCGUUCGGUAACAUGGCACAGGAAGUUACCGGUAAUAAGAAUGUGUUCAACCCGAAUGCUGCGUAUUCUAUCGUCGUGAAUGCUCUCCAGCGAACCCGUUCUUCAGAGGCUCUUGCCAGACGUAUCUGGAUGUCCUUCGUUUCCGAGGGCCAGACCGCCUUGGCGAAGGAGGAUUUGCUCGAGGUCAUGGGGCCCGAUCACGAGGAACAAGCAUUGGAGUGCUUCUCUUCGCUCGAUCGCGAUAACAACGGUGAUGUUAGUUUGGACGAAAUGGUGAUGCAUGUUGUCCAUAUGCACAACGAGCGCCAUGAUGUUGCUAGGAGUAUGCAGGAUGUGGUGAGUAAUGUUCUGUUGGCGGGAGGUAUGAGCAGAUCACUAAUUGUCUGCCAACUGUUAUAGGACAAUGCCAUCAGAGCACUUGACAGUGUUUUGUCCUUUAUUGUCUUUGUCAUUGUCGUCCUGGUGUUUGUUAUCACCCAGCAGUCUAGCGUCGGAACUACUAUCGCUGGCGCUGGUACCGUGCUUAUUUCGCUGUCCUUCGUCUUCGCCCUUACUGCCCAGGAAGUCUUGGGAUCUUGCAUCUUCCUGUUUGUCAAGCGCAAGUCAUUCAUAAUCCCGUGUCUGAAUUUCAACACUCUAACGUUCUGUCGUAGAUCCAUUCGAUGUUGGUGACCGUGUCGAUAUCGAUGACAAGAGGUUCCAGGUUGAGCACAUUUCCCUUCUCUACAGUGUCUUCAAGCGAGUGGACAACAACAAAGUCACCCAGGUCCCGAACAACGUGUUGAACACUAAAUGGGUUGAGAAUAUCUCGCGUUCAAAGUACAUGCAAGAACUUGUCAAGAUUGGAGUCAACUAUGACACAAGCCACGAGGACAUCCUGAGACUGCGUGAGGAACUGCUCCUCUUUGUCCGGGAGAAUAAUAGGGACUUCCAGCAGGAACUUGAGGUGGAGGUUAUCGGAAUCAACGAGCUCGAUAAACUGGAAAUUAAGGUGGAGAUCAAGCACAAGGUUGGCAACAACAACGGCGAAAUACUUGUUGAGGAUGAGCAAUGCUGACGAGGCUUCAACAGAGCAACUGGUCCAAUGAGGCACUUACCUGCCAGCGCCGCAAUAAAUUCUUCUGUGCCCUCGUCAGAAUCCUCAAGAAGAUACCCAUAUAUGGAGUUGGACUGGGUGACCCCGCCGUUGGCGAGGAAGCUAAACCAAUGUUCACAGUGGCAAUCAGCGAUGACAAAGCACACGAAUACAUGGAAAAGGGUAACGAGGCCAAAAUGGCCCUUCGCUGGGACUCCAAAAAAGAUGGUGAGGAGGAGGAGGACCGCCGCUCACACAAGGGCAACGAAGCUGGCCCUGCCGUUGGCCUUAGCUUUGGCAUCUCACCUCGACACAACACCUCCUCACCCUUCGUCGAUAGUCAUGCCAGGCCAAGUUUCGAUGGCAGAAGGGAUAAUGCGACGAUUGGAAGACCGAGCGUGGACAGUCGCCGGGAAGAGGACAUUGAAGAGGUUCGGGGAUUAUUAAAUAGAGAGUCUACUAAGGGGCGUCGGAAGCCCGCACCUCCGCCAAUCGGCACUCCACAGUAUGCUGGGCCCCAGGGGCAAAAUCCGCCCCAAGGUGGGAAUGGAGGUAAUAGGUAUCCAACUGGUGCCUCGCAUGCGGCACCACCAUACGCAAAAUAGUGAUAUUAGAGGUCAACUACAGGAUCUCUCAAAUGGCUGCGUAAUAUAGGUUUCCACAGCGCUGAACAUCACCAGCUCGGAUCAUGUGUAUCCACCUACUCGUCACGUGAACACGAAAUUGACUUGAACGGCUGGAGUUUCUUUAUUCAUUGUGAAGCCUUUCUCUAAUUCUUAUAUGUCAUUUCCCUAUCGCAUGUCAUUUUCUUGGGCUUCUUGGUGAUUCGUUAUCUAAAUUUCAGCUAUUAUAAAAGACAGGCAUAUUCGGCUCAUGGGGUUGGUUGGCGGGUUGGGGGAGGUAUGAGGGGCGGGACUGGAGAGAGAAGAGGGGACCAGGUGGCAAUGUAAUUUGGUGUUUCGAAUUUCAAUUUUAGAGCUAUAGAUUCUAAGGCUAUUAGUUUCUUC
This is a messenger RNA of Tuber aestivum (summer truffle), 4222 nucleotides long. The record is from the annotation of a GenBank genome assembly. NCBI's taxonomy places the organism in Eukaryota, Fungi, Ascomycota, Pezizomycetes, Pezizales, Tuberaceae.